AUGCAGGUGGAUGUUUGUCAUGCCUAUCAACUUUUGAAAAGAGGAGGGUUGAAGGACGAGAACAUAGUUGUGUUCAUGUAUGAUGAUAUUGCUUGGAGUUUGUUCAAUUCGAGGCCAGGCGUCCUUAUAAAUCAUCCAAAUGGUCCUGAUAUAUACGCUGGGGUGCCUAAGGACUAUACUGGUAAGGAUGUCACUGCUAAAAACAUUUAUGCUGUGCUACUUGGCAACAAGAGUGCUAUAAAAAGUGGUAGCGGAAAAGUAGUGGAUAGCAAACCUCAUGACAGAAUCUCCGAGCAUUACUCAGUUCGUCGGCCGUUAUAUGUCGAUUUGAAGCGUCGGUCGGUGACCUUGUUUAUUCUGGUCCUCUUUACGACCGUGAUGGUGUUUGCUGUGGGAAUGUUAUGCUCAUUAUCCAAAGGAGAUGAUCGCGCAGGUUCGCAAAAUAGGUUGGACCACGUGCUUCAUGCUGGUGUUAGGCAGAGGGAUGCAGUUUUCCACUACCUAUGGUUUAGGUACAAGAAUUCCAAAGAUGGUUCCGAGAAGACAAAAGUAAUAAAGGAGAUAAGGGAUACAAUGAUGCGUAGGAAAUACUUUGAUGGAAGUGUGGACAUUAUCGCUCUCUUCCUAUUUGGACCGGGGAAGAGUAGGUCAAUUCUCAAAUCUGAGCCAGUUAUGAAUCAUACGGACUGUCUCCCAUCAAUGGUGCAGGUGUUUGAGACCCACUCUGGGGUGCCAGAUGAAGAUGGCUUGAUUCACACGAGAGAAUUUGCAAUUUUUUGCAACAAGGGGAUCUCCCAAGCUGCACUGGAGAAAGCUUGCAUAGCUGCAUGUAGUGGGUACGACAAGGGACAACGGGAUCCUUCCAUCCGAGGUUAUUAG
This is a messenger RNA of Ilex paraguariensis (yerba mate), 879 nucleotides long. Lineage: Eukaryota; Viridiplantae; Streptophyta; Magnoliopsida; Aquifoliales; Aquifoliaceae. The record is from the annotation of a GenBank genome assembly.